AUGUCAAGUAUAGCUAAUCAAACAAUGAUUUUAACAGCUCCUUUUGCCAAUCAUCCAGAAGAUCAUUCACAAGAAUGUUUUUAUAAAGGUGCCACAUUAUCAAGUGUCACUUCAUUAAGUAUAAAUCCAAAGCCAUUAUUACAAUUCAAUUUACAAAUUCCUUCAAUGACUAGUGAUUUAUUACAUGAUUUUGAAAUAUUUGGUAUACAUAUCCUUCCACCAACACAAGAGAGUGCUGAUUUAGCUAAAUUGUUUAGCAAAGCUCGUGUUUAUAAUGUCGAGAAGUCUAAAUAUGAACCAGUAUCACCUUUUAGUUCAUUAGAAUUGGGGAAAGAUUAUGAAUUAAUUGAAAUUAAAGGUGCAGGUAAUGAUAAAAUUGAAUUACCAAUUUUAAAAAAUGUGGAAAAAUUAUUAAUUUGUUGUAAAUUUAAACAUUUUGAAAUUCAAGAUCAUGAAAUUUGGAUUGGUGAAAUUAAAGAAGUACGAGAAUUCAUUAAAAAUGUUGAAAAAUCUGGUGGAUUAUUAAAUUUUAAUAGAAAUUUCCAUAUAAUUGGUGAGAAAAUUGAAUAG
Messenger RNA from Hansenula ciferrii, 570 nucleotides. Its product is annotated as flavin reductase family protein. The transcript has a single exon. The record is from RefSeq and is a predicted model, not a curated record. Gene Ontology annotation, molecular function: riboflavin reductase (NADPH) activity; FMN binding. The coding region runs from base 1 to 570 and encodes 189 amino acids. Lineage: Eukaryota; Fungi; Ascomycota; Saccharomycetes; Phaffomycetales; Wickerhamomycetaceae.